Molecule: messenger RNA, 1704 nt
Organism: Schistocerca nitens (vagrant locust)
Lineage: Eukaryota; Metazoa; Arthropoda; Insecta; Orthoptera; Acrididae
Product: aprataxin and PNK-like factor
Exons: 5
Coding region: 113-1537 (474 amino acids)
Biological process (GO): double-strand break repair
Cellular component (GO): nucleus; site of double-strand break
Molecular function (GO): protein binding; DNA-(apurinic or apyrimidinic site) endonuclease activity; 3'-5' exonuclease activity
Source: RefSeq, a predicted model, not a curated record
UUGUCAUGGUAACUGGUUUUAUUCAGGCGCAAAAGAAAAUUUGUUAUGCUUUUACUUCCUUUCGUCUUCUGUUUGAUUAAAUCCAAUUACAUUUUAAUAAUAAUUUCGUAUAAUGAGCAAGAUUACACUCGUGCGGUUAGAUGGAGACGCGAAACAUGAAGUUGAUAUUCCGGUUGGUGAGACUAUAAUCGGUCGCGGACCAGUGAUGCAAUGCACUGAUAAAAGAGUGUCCCGAACACAUGCCCAGAUUAAAGUUUCAGAGGAUGGAAAAAUCGAACUUACUUCUACAAGCCUCAAUCCAUGUUAUUACAACGAUGAGAAAGUGAUAACGAAAUCUUCUUCUGUGGAGCUGAAGAUAGGCGACAGAUUUUCCUUUCUACCAGACAGCUACUGCUACUGUGUAAAAGUUAGUUCACCUAAUGGUUCCCCAUCUGAAGAAGGCACUUCUAGUAAUGACAAUAUAAAUAAUGGUGCCAACACUGAGGAGAAGUCAUUUAAAGUAGAAGAAACGGGUGUGCCAUCUGUAAAUGAAGAAUCUUUGUGUACCAUUACAGUUACACCUGCAGCUGACGAUCCCAGUGGAGAAAUGUCUGUGGCGCUUGCCGGUGUUAGUAGUACUGCGGACCUGAGUGGUGAAUUGCCAGAUCCGGAUGUACUGAGUGACAACACGAAGAAUGGCCCUAGUGACGCAUCUCCCAUGUCUGCUAGCAAGUAUGUGCCAAAGUGGUUGUUAGCGGCAACCGAGCGGGCCAAGCGGAGGAUAGAAGAGCUCUCCGGUGAAGAAUCGGGGACUGAGAAGGUGCGUGGAGUGGCGGUGGCGGAAGAGAAGAGCCCGGCACGGGACACCGAUGCCAAUGUCGAUAGGGACAGCGGGGUGGCGGACACGGGGGCUCGUGAGGAUGUGACACCCACCUCGGCCAUCCACCAGAUGAGCGACGAUGGUGAUUCCGAAGGGCCGGCCACGGAGAAGCCGUCGGAAGAGGAGCCUAUACAGAGGCAGCCGUCACCGAGGCCAGUGAAGGAUUUGGAACGAGUGGGUGGAGGCACAGAAGAGAAGCAGCAAAGUGGAGACGGGCAGGGUGCCACGUCCAACUACAUUCGUGACCCUUCGCCUGUCCAAACCUCAGUUCGAGUCCCCUGCAAAUACGGGAGUGCUUGUUACAGGAAAAACCCUCAGCAUUUCGCCGAGUUCAGCCACCCUGGCGAUCCUGAUUAUAAAGAUGACCGGCCAGAAUGUCGUUACGGAACAGAAUGCUACACAAAAAAUCCACUCCACAGACAGACCUACAAGCAUACAAAGAAGCCACCAAAGAAGAGGCAGAGGGUGAAGAAAGGCGCUCCAAAAGAUGCCGAUGAGAAUUCAGAAGAAGAUGAAUACGACUAUGACGACCCAUUCUUGAAUGAUGCCAGCUCAGACGAUUACGAACCUACCGAUUCCGGUUCCGAUGUCUCCGCAUCCGAGGGUGAAGAAGAGCAGGAUUUGAAGAGAAUGGAAAAGGAGGCUAAGAGGUUUGUCCGAGGCAAGCGGAAACACUGAAACUGUUUAAUUUGCUAGAGUACAAAUUUUUACCAUCUGUUAUUUACCGUGUCAGAAAUUGUCUUGUAUAGAAAGAGUGCUUCGUCAAACAGUUUUGUCAUGUCUUUUGUAGUACAAACUUGUAUUGAUAUUUUGUCUAAGAUAAUAUUUGCAAUUAUAUAUUUUUA